Molecule: messenger RNA, 2632 nt
Organism: Gadus macrocephalus (Pacific cod)
Lineage: Eukaryota; Metazoa; Chordata; Actinopteri; Gadiformes; Gadidae
Product: NIPA-like protein 2
Exons: 11
Coding region: 171-1283 (370 amino acids)
Biological process (GO): magnesium ion transport
Cellular component (GO): membrane
Molecular function (GO): magnesium ion transmembrane transporter activity
Source: RefSeq, a predicted model, not a curated record
UCCAACCUGUUCCUAUUUCUUCCUCUGCAACUGUACUUUCUCGUGCUCCCAUUGAAGUGAUUACGGGAAGUCUUAAGGGAUGACAAGUUUCAACACACUUGGACAACUAUGUGAAGAUAAAAUCAAUAGUGGUUUUCAAGAAUCCAGAAUAAAUUGCACAACAGGGAAAUAUGGCAAACUCUACUCUAUUCCAGAAUACAAGUUCUGGAAUAGAGUUGCUACCUAACGCAUCCCCUUUUCACCAUUCCGACAUGCGUGAAAAUCCACUCCGGACUUAUAUCGUGGGAAUCAUCAUCUCCAUAUGUGGGAACGUGCUCAUCAGCGUCUCACUCAACAUUCAGAAGUACACCCAUGUGCGGCAGGCGCAGCGAGGCCUGAAGCCCUACUACACCUCCCGGCUGUGGUGGUGCGGCGUGCUGCUCAUGGGAGUCGGGGAGCUUGGGAACUUCGCGGCCUACGGCUUCGCCCCCGCGUCUCUCAUCGCCCCCCUGGGCUGCGUGGCAGUCAUAGCGAGUGCCAUCAUAUCGGUGGCGUUCCUUAAGGAGACCCUGCGAGCCACAGACAUUGUCGGCGGCAUCCUGACAAUAACAGGAACCUAUGUCCUGGUGACCUUUGCCCCCCAUAAUUCAACGCACAUCACUGCCAUGCUUGUCCAGUACUAUGCGAUGAGCUUGACCUUCGUCAUUUACCUGUUCGUGGAGGCGGUCCUGUUCUGCGUGCUGCUCUACCUGUACAAGAUGCAGAAGCUGAAGCACGUGGUGGUGGUGCUGCUGAUGGUGGCCUUGCUCGCGUCGAUGACGGUGAUCUCGGUCAAGGCCGUGUCCGGGAUGAUCACAGAGUCCAUCAAGGGCAACCUGCAGCUGCUGUACCCCAUCUUCUAUGUGAUGCUGGUCGUCAUGGUCGCCUCCUGUGCCUUCCAGAUCAAAUUUCUCAAUCAGGCAAUGAAAAUGUUUGAUGCCACAGAAGUUGUCCCAAUCAACUUUGUUUUUUUCACUGCAAGCGCCAUUGUUGCAGGAAUAGUGUUUUACCAGGAGUUUGACGGCCUGGCUCCACUGGACAUCUGCAUGUUUCUCUUGGGCUGUCUCUUGUCUUUCUUCGGCGUGUUCCUGAUAGCCAGAAACAGAACACAAAUAAAACCGCAAGAUCGCACUUUUAUCACAAUGGAUAAAGUCCCUGGAAGAAGGUACACAGAGUCUGUCCAGCCCGAGGCCAGCACUUCAACAUAUGGAUCCCUGGCAGACAGGUUUAUGUGCAGCAGGGCUUGCCAAUCAGACGACGGCUAGAACCAUCUGUUGGACCUUCUUGAGUGGCUGUGCUGCCCUCCCUGCAUUCGCUGAAGGCAGCGCACUGCGAAGAACUUUAUAUAAAAGAAAAAAUAUAUUUAUUUCAAAAAAGGAAUUGUAGUGUGUAUACAUUUAUAUAUAUGCGCACAAAUCAGUGGUAUUUCUGGCCACAUCUGAUAUUACAUUUUGUGCCAUCAUUUUUUGUUUUAACAUUAACAGAGUGGCAGAAAUAUGACUUAUUCUUGAAACAAGUAUAUUAUUUGAGUUAAUUAUAAGAAUAAGAUUCUGCCUCAGGAUAAAAUGCAUAAAGAAUGCACAACAGAUCAAAUGUAAAUCUUCCAGCACUGUUUCAUUUGAAGAGACCAACCACCCCAACAAACACAAUCCGUUAUGGCUUUAUUAAUAUAGAUAUUUUUUACAGCUCUAAAUAUCUCCAUAACCACAGCAAUGAUGUAGUGUAAUUGUAUAGAGGAUACAGGAAAGUAUGUGACGUUAAACAUUGUCUACAGAUCGCGUAAAGCCAUGCGGUUUAAGUCAGUGCAUUUGCGCCCUCUUCUGGCAGAAGGAGGUCAUGACAAUGGUCAGGCAUACUGCUUCUGGUUCAAAUCACGGCGCACCCAAUAAAUUAUUAAGGGACUAACGUUUGCAUAAUAUUCAUUAAGCAUCCAUUGAGAUUGAUUAACAAGAGGAGUAUAUGAGGUAAUGGUCCCAGAAUACUGAUAAAGUAGGAUAACUUUCGUGUAACAAUGAGAUGAAGCAAAAAGGUGUGUUCUGCAACUUCCUUUUUUGUACCACAUUAUAAUGCUUAGUGAGCAUUUUCUCUGGGUAGACCUCAAAUCCUCACAGCUCACAAAGGCAGCCCAUGAAAUCCCUUGUUAUUGGUUUAUAAGCACAUUUUAAUAACCUGCCAUAAACAGCCAUCUUUACCUCAGGUCACCAUGUCGACUGCACAGCAAAGUGUUAGGAAAAGUUAAGCGUUGCCAAGCAACAACCCUCUAAUUUACCUCCUACACAUGUGUGGGCACCCGGGGUUCAUGCAAGGUGGAUCUUCACCAAUAGAUAAAUGUUAAUGCCUCUUCUGCAUACAGGCUUGACUUUGUUGAUGGAUUGGUUACACAGCAGGAAAAGGGAGAGAUGCAAUUCGGCUUUCGAUGGCAGUCUAAAGAGACUCAAAAUCGCUGGCUCAGUUUCAGAUCAAACAAGGACUUUAUUGGAAUGGCUCAAAUAUUGUUUCGGAUUUUCUGAUCUUUAAAUUUCAGGCCAUUGGAAGAUUUUCUGAUGAAAAGGAAUUUAAAGAUUACCACUAUUGGGAAAAGGAAAAGUCAUCAUCACAUCAAAUAUCUUGAGCC